AUGGGUAAACUUAAGAGAGGGAGAAAGAACCAGAAGGCAAGAGUGAAUCCUAUUGCCAACAACAGUAAAAAGAAUCUUGAUAAGCAAGAAAUUAAAGAUGAAAAUACUCGUAAUUCAAAGAUUUUACCGUUAAUCAACAAGUUAAAAUCAUCUGUUCCAAAUGAUAAAACAAUGGCAUUGGGCGCAAUCACAGUAUUAUGUGAGGAUGAGAGAAUGAGAAAGUUAUUGUUGAAAGAAAAAUUGGUUCUGAUUAUUAUGGAACAGUGUUUAAAUGAUUCCAAUGACGAAAUUGUAGUUGAGUCGUUUGGUUUAUUGAGAAACAUCGGAAUCGAAGAAGGAUAUGAUGUUACCAAGUACUACUGGAGAUCAAAUAUAUGGACAGCAAUUGAGGCAGCUUUAAAGAAGAUUGAAACAUCUUUUAAAUUUUUGGAAGAAUCAAAGUCUUUGCCAUUAGCAGCUAAAACAGAUGACGAGAAGAAACCUAAGGGAAAGAAAACAAGCGAUAAAUCCAAGGAACAAUUGUUAUUUGAUUUUACUGAAAACAUAUUAUCCUUAAUCGUAGUUAUCGCAAGUGGAUCCGAAGAUUUGUAUGAUAAUGUUUUCCAAAAGAUAGACCCAGUUUUGAAAUUGGUUAUUGAUCUUAUCAACUGGAACAUCCCAACAAUGAAGACUUCGGUUAAGUUAUUCAAUUCUUUGUUGGAUUUCAAUUACGAAUUUGCGUCAGAAUCUACUGAAUUCAUCCAAAAAUUAAAUGAAAACCCUCAAUUCGAUUUGAAUAGACUAAUUGAGUAUUUAUCAUCACCAGCUCAGUCUAAGAAUAUAUUAGGUAAAGUGUACAUUGAAGGUAUUAAAUUUCACUUAUAUGAGGCAUUGAACCAGACUGAUAACAAAGACGCUGCCGGUACAGAAAUAUUGAAUAACUUGAUCUCAUGUAUCACCACAAUUAACUUGGAUAGUUUGAAAAAAAAUCUCUCGGUUGUCGAUAAUGCAAAGGAACCUAUUCAAAAGAGAGCACCUACAGAAAUGAAAGAUAUCGACCAACAGAUUGGGGGCGAUACUCUGGAAACAGCUCAAGCUAAGGUUGAUAUUCAAACGUUAGAAAUUGCAAUCGAUUUAAUUACUUCAAUUUGGGAGUACAUUUCAUUUAAUGAAGCGAACCCACAGGUUCCAGCGACAUUAUCUUCAGACUUGAUUCAAGUUAUAUUAAAGUUGGCAUAUCCAUCAUUGAUCGAAUUAUUAAAGUUUGAAAUGCAAAACAACGAGCCACUUGAAUUACUAGACAAAAUAAUUGUUUGUUUGAACAACUUAUGUUGGUUAUUCUUGUCCAGUGAGACUAUACCAGCCGAGUGGUUUACCGAUGCAUUACAGUUAUGGGAUUUAAUCAUUAACAUAUCAUCCAAAAAAGACAAUUUGUUGAUACAGAAGGACUGUUUGAACGUAUGUUGGGGAAUAACCAAAACCUUGGGACGUGAAAUCCAGCCCAAAGUAAACAACUCGAUGAUCGAAAGCUUAAUCUCUCGUUGCGAUCACUUAACUAAGCAGGAUCCAACUGAAGAUAAUAUCACAACUUUAGAAUUCUUCUUAUGUUCGGUAGGCUUCUUAGGUAGUUUGGCACCUAUCAUAGAUAAUACAGAAGUCACCGGUCACAUUUCCCAGUUCUUGCUAUCGAGUACUGAUUUCUUUGCAGCUAAUAGAACUGAUGAACCAAAAGCAAAUGAAAUCUCUAUCGAGUGCUUGAAUUUGAUUUAUGUGAUCUUUGGAGACAUGUCGUACUCAUAUGACUAUGAAAUCUACGUCAAAAAUAACUACAAUGAACGGUUGCAAGCAUUGGAGCCAUCUAUCAAGCUGAUGUACAAGAAGAUUGAUAAAAAUAGACACCCUCAUUUGAAAAUAAGAGCCGAAGAGACAUGGAUCAAUUUGGGUAGAUUCAUUCAAUAUAAACAAUCCGAAAGGAAUUAA
Molecule: messenger RNA, 1959 nt
Organism: Debaryomyces fabryi
Lineage: Eukaryota; Fungi; Ascomycota; Pichiomycetes; Serinales; Debaryomycetaceae
Exons: 1
Coding region: 1-1959 (652 amino acids)
Biological process (GO): protein import into nucleus; ribosomal large subunit biogenesis
Source: RefSeq, a predicted model, not a curated record